Messenger RNA from Leopardus geoffroyi (Geoffroy's cat), 3325 nucleotides. RefSeq names its product diacylglycerol O-acyltransferase 1 (gene DGAT1). The coding region runs from base 168 to 1730 and encodes 520 amino acids. Gene Ontology annotation, biological process: triglyceride biosynthetic process. The transcript is spliced from 15 exons. Gene Ontology annotation, molecular function: diacylglycerol O-acyltransferase activity. Gene Ontology annotation, cellular component: endoplasmic reticulum membrane. The record is from RefSeq and is a predicted model, not a curated record. Lineage: Eukaryota; Metazoa; Chordata; Mammalia; Carnivora; Felidae.
GUGAGGCCAGGCUCUUGGCCUGGGGUGCUCCAGCUGCACGUAGCCCUGGGCUGGGCAGGGCCAGCUGUGCUGUUCUUGUUUGUGGCAUGACCCUGCCCACUGCCUGGGAGGCCAGGCUUCUGGUGGCCCUGAGAGCUCGUCCCUGCCUGGCUGUCCUGUGAUUGUAGAUGGGGAGUAGGAUGUGUGGGCAGAAGAGAGUCCUGGGUGGGGCCCGGACCACCCUGCUGGGCCAGGAUGGGUGCCACCGCCUGCAAGAUUCUUUGUUCAGCUCUGACAGUGGCUUUAGCAACUAUCGUGGGAUCCUGAAUUGGUGUGUGGUGAUGCUGAUCUUGAGCAAUGCACGGUUAUUUUUAGAAAACCUCAUCAAGUAUGGCAUCUUGGUGGACCCCAUCCAGGUGGUGUCUCUGUUCCUGAAGGACCCCUACAGCUGGCCUGCCCUGUGCCUAGUUAUUGUGGCCAACGCCUUUGCUGUGGCUGCAUUCCAGGUGGAGAAGCGCCUGGCAGUGGGUGCCUUGACGGAACAGGCAGGGUUGCUGCUGCACGUGGUCAACCUGGCCACCAUUCUCUGCUUCCCGGCUGCUGUGGCCUUGCUUCUUGAGUCCAUCACUCCAGUGGGCUCCGUGCUGGCUCUGAUGGUGUACACCAUCCUCUUCCUCAAGCUCUUCUCCUACCGGGAUGUCAACCUGUGGUGCCGAGAGCGAAAAGCUAAGGCCAAAGCCAAGUCUGGUGAGGGGCUGCCUGGGGCUGGGGCCUUGGAGCCUGUGCCACCUGCCACGAGGCCAGACCUGGGCAGCAGCGAGGCCUCACACGCCACCCCCCUACCCCCCCCCCCCCCCCGCCCCAACUUGCUUGUAGCUUCUGCAGGUAAGAAGGCCAACGGGGGAGCGGCCCCGCGCACCGUGAGCUACCCAGACAACCUGACCUACCGUGAUCUGUACUACUUCCUCUUUGCUCCUACUCUGUGCUACGAGCUCAACUUUCCCCGUUCUCCCCGCAUCCGAAAGCGCUUCCUGCUGCGGCGGCUCCUCGAGAUGCUGUUCUUGACUCAGCUGCAGGUGGGGCUGAUCCAGCAGUGGAUGGUCCCCACCAUCCAGAACUCCAUGAAGCCUUUCAAGGAUAUGGAUUAUUCACGCAUCGUUGAGCGCCUGCUGAAGCUGGCGGUCCCCAACCACCUCAUCUGGCUCAUCUUCUUCUACUGGUUCUUCCACUCCUGCAUGAACGCCGUGGCUGAGCUCAUGCAGUUUGGAGACCGGGAGUUCUACCGGGACUGGUGGAACUCUGAGUCCGUCACUUACUUCUGGCAGAACUGGAACAUCCCUGUGCACAAGUGGUGCCUCAGGUGGGCACGGGCAGGAAUGUGCCUGGUGGGUGUGCAGUUUCGUGUGGUCCCGGGCACCCAUCCCACGGCCCCCUCCCUCCACAGGCACUUCUACAAGCCCAUGCUUCGACGGGGCAGCAGCAAGUGGGUAGCCAGGAUGGGGGUGUUCUUUGCCUCGGCCUUCUUCCAUGAGUACCUGGUGAGCAUCCCCCUGCACAUGUUCCGCCUCUGGGCCUUCACAGGCAUGAUGGCUCAGAUACCCCUGGCAUGGAUAGUGAGCCGCUUCUUCCAGGGAAACUACGGCAACGCAGCUGUGUGGCUGACGCUCAUCAUUGGGCAGCCAGUGGCCGUGCUCAUGUAUGUCCACGACUACUACGUGCUCAACUACGAGGCCCCGGUGGUCGGGGCCUGAGCUGCUCCACAGCAGGUCUUCGCUGCCGAUGGCCAGGGCCCAUCACCCACCUGUGUGCUAGGGAGGGGGCUCGGCUGUCCACUGCCUCCUCCCAGCCACACCCCCCUCCCCCGGAAGGCCUCUCUGCCCUCAUGGGGCUCCUUCCUGCCCUGCUCAGGGAUGGCAGACCAGGCACAGGCCGGCGCUGGUGGAAGUGCCAGUGCCCCAGGAAUCUGUGUGAUCCUGCCCAGGGGUCUGAGGAACUCAAUAAAGUACUGUCCAGAGUGGCUGCCCUCAACCUGCUGGGGUUGUGGGGUGCUAGUUGUGCUCUUGGGAGGGGGAGCUGGGUCCCACUGGCCUUACUGGUGCCUAUGCCCGUGUCUCCUGGGGUGCUGUGUCCUGGAACACCGCUGGGCAGGGCACCAUGGUGAUGUUGAGGCUGGGGAUGGGGGCCAGGUAUUGGUGGUCAGGCAGAUUCCUCCUCCUGGCACACAGCUCAUCACACGUGGCAACUUCCAUUUGCCUAACAAGGCUCAGUGGAGGUGACACUCCCUGACCUUUUCACUGCCCUUGUUAACCUUGUGUGCGAGUUUGUGGGGGGUGGUGGUUAGCUCAGAGCUCCGUGGUCCCUGUGAUAGGGCCUCAGAAGAGGCUGACCAAGGACUUCCCGGCAGCGGACCUUGGCUCGGGGUCGUGGCUGGAGACUGGGGUGUGUAAGAGGAUCAAGAGUCAAGACCAACCAGGGGGCUGGCGGAGUUGCAUGUCGAGUGCAGUUCUCAGACAAGGCCAUGGAGCUCACAGAGGCUGAGUCAACGGACCCUUGGGGAGCUGCUGCUGCCCCUAGGGUGGCCACAUGCUGGGGUGCUCACCGGGGACAGAUGCAGAGCCUCGGGGACUCUUGCCUCUUGGAGGAGGCAGGUGGCCUGGCCCAAGCCUUGACCUGGGUCUCCCUCAUGAGCACACGCAUCCGUGGAGAUGCUUCAACACCAGCUCUCUGCACCUCCUGGGUGCUGUUGGCCUGAGGCCUGCCCCUUCUCUGUACUGGAAACCCCAAGGCCCUGUUGGGUCAGAUGUGCCCUGACUCACAGAUGUGGCCUGAUAAGACAGGGGUCUUCAGGAGGUGUCUGGGCGGCCGCCUCAAGACCUGUGCUGCCCUGCCCCACCCAGCACCAUUCAACUCCACAUCCUCCUUCCCUUUGGAAGGGUUGGGGACUUCCCUAUAGUGGAGUUGCCAUGGUGGGGAUGGAGGAUGGGGGAUGGGGAAGGCUCCCUUCGGUGGGGGGGGUUCCUUUUUGGAUCCCAGGGUGGAGGCAGUGUCUCCCUGGCCCCUGCUGAGGACAGCGAGCAGGGAGUGAACUCCUGAGGGCACAGAUCAUCAGGCAGGCUGCUCUGGCCUGUCACCUCCCCACCCCUCGACACCCAACCCUUCCCCCCAAACCAGCCCAGUGCCUUGUGAAUGCAUGAAAAACGGGGUGCCUCUGCCGAGAAGAUGUGCACAGCCUGCCUGUCUGUCCAUGCCCCACCUGGUCCCAUGUGGGGAGGCCUUGGGCAGGGCAUUCCUGUGGGUCUGUCCCACCACACCCUCCCUCGUCCUUUAAUAAAGAAUUCUGAGCACA